AACGUUGCGUGGGCUCGGUCCUGCGAGUCGCAAGAUCGAAAGCCGAAUAUCUGGCACAAGGCGCUGUCUCCCGUUCCGGGCGAGGGAGUGGCAGGAGAAGCGGGAAGGGGUGGAAAAGGGAGGCGAGUCGCGAGGAAAAGUUCGCGCUAGACCAGCCGGAGUCGAAGAGGAAGAGAUGGCGGCAGAGAAAGGACGGGUUGGGAAGGCUACUAUGAGAAGUGGGUAAAGUAAGUAGGUUGAAGUUCGGGAGCGGUAGGAUUCGGAUGAGCAGCUGGCGAAGAGCCAGUUUGAAAGGGUGUGAUGCAAAGGAAAGAAACUGGGAGCAAGUCGCGGAAGAACCGGUGGUCCUUGGCAGCGAUUGUUGGCAGUCGGUGGAGAGGGUAGCUUCUGCCAGUUUGCGACGCCGGGCAUUAUUUUGCACCCAUUGCCUGAAGGAACUCCCUUGCUAGGGGCGCGUUUCGGAUUUCCGGAGAACUGCCUUAGUUAAUGGCCGCUGACGGCAGCAUGAGGACGAACGGCGGAGGCCCCGACAGCAGGAGCAGCGCCAGUUACGCGCCUUGCAACAUCAGCUGUACGCUCCCCACCAUCUCUUCCAACAAGCUCCCUGACCAGCACUUCAUCAGCCGCGGGGCCUACGGCACUGUAUCCUCCGCGCGUCACGCAGACUGGCGAGUCCCGGUGGCUGUUAAGUGUCUGCAGGGCCCCCUGUUAGAAAGUGAGAGGGACAGUCUUUUAAAAGAAGCUGAAAUUUUACAUCAGGCAAGGUUCAGUUACAUUCUACCAAUUUUGGGAAUUUGCAAUGAACCUCAGUUUCUGGGUAUUGUGACGGAAUAUAUGCCUAAUGGAUCACUGAACCAACUUUUGCAUGGGAAAAACGUCUAUCCUGACAUUGCUUGGUCAAUCAGAUUUCGCAUUUUGUAUGAAAUUGCUUUGGGAGUAAAUUAUCUUCACAACAUGAGUCCUCCACUCCUGCACCAUGAUUUGAAGACCCAAAAUAUUCUACUUGACAGUGAUUUCCAUGUUAAGAUCGCAGAUUUUGGUUUGUCCAAGUGGCGCAUGGUGUCCAUGUCACUUUCAAGAGGGGAGAAAUCAAUGCCUGAGGGAGGGACCAUCAUUUACAUGCCACCUGAAGAUUAUGACGGCAGCCAAAAACUCCGUGCAAGUGUAAAGCAUGAUAUAUAUAGUUACGCCAUUAUUAUGUGGGAAGUGAUGUCAAGAAAACAGCCCUUUGAAGAAGUUAUAAAUCCCUUGCAAAUUAUGUAUAGCGUGUCAAGAGGGAAGCGUCCAGGCACGGGGGAAGAGUAUUUGCCACCUGAUAUUCCUCACCGAGAAUUGAUGUUGUCUUUAAUGGAAUCUGCCUGGGCACAAAAUCCAGAUGAAAGGCCAUCUUUUUCAAGGUGCUUAAUUGAACUUGAACCUGUGCUGAGGACCUUUGAAGAGAUACCUAUGCUUGAAGCAGUAAUAGAGUUAAAGAGGGCCAAAUCACAGUAUGAGUGGCGAUGCGUUCAUUUGUCUAACAAGAUAUCCAGUGAUGAAUCAAUAUCUUUAAAUAUACCAUUGAGCACUAGUAUACAAGAGAAUUCCUGUUUAUCCACAAAUGAUACACUUUUUCUGCCAAGUGUUCCCCAGGAUACACGAAAACCAUGCAACCUCCUUUCAGAUGUUAAGGAUGAACCACACUCACUGAUCAGUUAUGUACCACAGUCUCAGAGUACUCAAUCUUACAUAUCUCAACAAAGUUCUUCAUCUACCACAAAUAGUUCUAAUUCGUCAAAUUCCAUGCCAUGCUUACUGCAGACAUCAGGAGCUAACUCAGACUUUAUGUUGAGGACUAUAGAGCCACAAGAUUUCGCUGUAGCUCAUCAGUGGAUCCAAACUAAAAGAGAGGAAAUUGUCCAUCAGAUGACUGAAGCUUGUCUUAACCAAAGCUUGGAUGCCCUUCUCUCCAGGGAUUUAAUCAUGAGAGAGGAUUAUGAACUCAUCAGUACCAAACCUACAAGGACCUCAAAAGUCAGGCAACUGCUUGAUACUACCGACAGUCAAGGAGAGGAAGUCGCUAGAGUCAUAGUGCAAAAACUGAAAGACAAUAAACAGUUGGGACUUCAGCCUUACCCAAAUAUAUCUCCUGCAUCCAGGAGCGCUUCUUUGAAUCUAUAAAAGUCAGGACUUGCAAUCUAGAUUCCUAUUUCUGAAACGUCUCUUUAUGUUUCUGCUGCGUGGCUCUAAACUGAGGUUCUUAGUUUGCCAGGCAAAGGGGAAGGUACCUGGCAAAUGGAAGUAUUACACUGUGUUCUUGUCAUUUUUGAAAAUAACAACACACUUGGACUUCCCUCACUGAAUAAACAUGUAUUUUGUGGAAUUAUUAAAAGGAAAAUAUAAACUAUA
Molecule: messenger RNA, 2385 nt
Organism: Candoia aspera
Lineage: Eukaryota; Metazoa; Chordata; Lepidosauria; Squamata; Candoiidae
Gene: RIPK2
Product: receptor interacting serine/threonine kinase 2
Exons: 11
Coding region: 487-2157 (556 amino acids)
Biological process (GO): protein phosphorylation; regulation of apoptotic process; signal transduction
Cellular component (GO): cytoplasm
Molecular function (GO): protein kinase activity; ATP binding
Source: RefSeq, a predicted model, not a curated record